ACGAAACUUACAUUUUACAACUUUUUUCAGAAAUCAAGCUGAAAUGGCUCACACAUGCAGAGGCACUAUCAGCUUACAUGGAGCUCUCAUUCACACCGAAGAAUCAUGCACAUUCGUUAUUUCAAAUGGAGGAACUCAAACGUUUCAUAUAAGGGCAGCAAAUGAAGUUGAAAGACAGCGCUGGGUAACUGCUUUAGAACUGGCCAAGGCUAAAGCUAUUCGUGCCAUUGAAUCAGAAGAUGAAGAAGAGUCUUGUUAUGAACCAGCUGACGCAGAAGUAUCAAAUAUGGUGAAGGUUUUGAAUGGUCGCCUAGAGAAUCUUGAAACAUGCAGAGAGCUCAUUUCAAAACAUGGUGCUGCUCUUCAACGAUCGUUGACUGAAUUGGAAAGCAUUGAUUCGGCGGUAGAUGUCUCUGCAAAAAUCAAAGCCGUAAAUGAAAGAGCUACUCUGUUCAGGAUAACCUCCAAUGCUAUGAUUAAUAAAUGUGGUGAGUUUCUCGAACUAGCUAGCCAACAGGGAAGGAAAUGGCAAAGGAUACUGAUCUACGAGAGGGAGCAAAAGAGACGGUUCCAAGAAAUGGUCGAACAACUGGCCAAAGAUCACUCACUCCUCGAGCAAGCUGCCAAGGAUCAUCGUAUUCCCAGACCAAGUAAUUCUCCUUUGUCUGAUGAGGAUGAUGAAACAACUGAAUUCUAUGAUGCUUAUGAGGGAGAAGAAUCCUGUGAUACUGAAAAAUUUGUUCUGAAAAUAAACGUGGCUAAGUCUCGUAAACGAGAUACGGAUGAUGCAUCUGGCUCUAGCAGCGAUGUGGAAGAAAUGGGAACUAUGCAGAGAGAUAUUACAGUUGUCAGUAGCAGCCUUGAUCUUUCCAUUCGUGAAACAGCAGAGUCUGGAAGGACACAGUGUGAUACCAAAACAAAGACGUCUAGUAAUCAGGCAUCAAACCAGAAGCUAGGAGAAAGUAGUGACGUGAGUGCUCCUGCAAGUGAUUCGCAGUCAAAGAAAAUCAGGCGGCGUCGAUUAAGGGUUCCUGAUAAACCAAUUUAUCCUUUGAAUUUGUGGAGCAUAAUGAAGAAUUGUAUUGGCAAAGAAUUGUCUAAAAUACCAAUGCCAGUGAAUUUUUCUGAGCCUCUCUCAAUGCUUCAACGUUUGGCGGAGGACUUUGAAUAUGCUGAAAUUUUGGAUCGAGCUGCACAAUGCAAAGAUGUUCACGAACAGCUGGCUUACGUUGCAGCAUUCACCGUCUCCAGUUAUUCAACAACCGCCAAUCGUACCGGCAAACCGUUCAAUCCACUUCUCGGUGAAACUUAUGAAUUCGAUCGAACAGAAGAUCUAGGCUGGAGGGUGAUUUCCGAGCAGGUCUCUCAUCAUCCACCAAUGGUCGCUCAACAUUGCGAAGGGAAGGAAUGGACUUGUUGGCAGGAAUUUACCAUGGCUUCCAAGUUCCGAGGGAAAUACCUUCAAGUGGUUCCUCUUGGCAUCGCCCACCUCAGAUUCCACGAGAAUGGUCAACACUUCACUUGGAGAAAAGUUACAACAACUGUCCAUAAUAUAAUUGUGGGUAAACUUUGGGUGGACCAACAUGGUGACAUCGAUAUAAUAAAUCAUACGAAUGGAUCAAAGUGUCAUCUCAGCUUUAUACCCUACAGCUACUUUACUCGAGAUGUUCAAAGAAAGGUAAAAGGUUGUGUGAUGGAUAAAGACGGAGAUGUGAAAUGGGUGAUAAAUGGAACUUGGGAUGGAAAAAUUGAUAUCGCUCCUGUGAUAAGUGUCAGUGGUACGCCAGAAAAUCCCGUUUACAAGACUGGUGAAUACACGACGAUUUGGCGUGUCAGACCUCCACCAUCCGACUGUGAGAAGUUCUACAAUUUCACAGAGUUGGCGUGCCAACUGAAUGAAAUGGAAGAGGGGGUUGCCCCCACUGAUUCUCGGUUCAGGCCUGAUCAAAGACUGAUGGAGCAAGGCGAAUGGCAAGAGGCAAACACUGUUAAAGUCAAACUGGAGGAAAAACAGAGAGCAGCCAGAAGACAAAGGGAAGCUGCAAUUGCCGCAAUGGCUUCUGGAAAUAUGGCUUUGAAUUAUGACAAUAAUGAUGAACAGCCCAGUGAUAAUGACGAUGAUGAUGACGAUCAAGCCGUUUCUGAUUCGCAGUCUGAUGCACCAGGAAAAUCAUACUCGACUUACCAGCCGAUAUGGUUCGACAGGGAGCUGGAUCCAAUCACCGGUUCAAUAGCUCAUAAAUACAAAGGUGGCUACUGGGAAGCCAAAGAGAGGCAUGAUUGGAGUAUGUGUCCCAGUAUAUUUUAAUCCGCAUUUCAUUUUGCUCACUUAAACUGUCUGUAGAGUUAGAAUCAAUUCAGUUGACGGCUAAACUCAUGGCGUAUGCCUUAUGUACAGUAUAUGCAAUAUACCCAAGUAAAACAAUAUCAAUAAAUACACAUAUAAGGUAUAAUCGUCAUCAUGCAAAUGUUUUAUGUUGAGUAAACUCCAGCUGUGACUAGAUUGUUGUUACUUGAAUAGUGUUAUAGUUUAUUCGAAGAAAAUAGUUUAUUCGACUAAAAUAAUAUUGAAUAUGUGAAUGUUAGUUGCCUAUUGGUUGACGCUUCAAUUAGUUGGAUUGUUCACGUCUUUCAGUUCUAGUUGUCCAUAAGAUCUUAAGAUAUUGUAAAUGUCUACUCUCGAUUCAUUAAAUUUUACAAGGUAAUACAAUAUACUAAGGUAUAAAAAUUUAAUAAUUGUAAGAUUUCACGAAUAUGUUGCUAGAAUCUCGUUUCCAUGUUUUUUGCUAUUCAGUUCUGUUAUAGAAUGUAAAUAUCUUAUUCGUUGGUUUAUAAAAGUAUCGAUUUUAUCUUGCUUUGUAUGUGAAAUCCUAUGAUUAGCCUUGCUAGUUUGACUUGCCAUUGAACGUCCUUUAGAAGAGUUAUAAAAUAAUAUAUUAAAUAACAGCAAAGUGAUAUUAACUGCUGGAUUGUUCGUUUGUUAUGAUUUACAUUUUAUUACAACUCCAUUGUAAGGAUUCAAAAUACGCUGUUGCAGCAUCACAUGCAAUCAAUUAGUUCUUUGAAAGAUGCAACAAUCAAUAUAAGACAUUAAUUGCUUAUCAUUCAUCACUAAUUUAAAAAAAUAUAGUCACAUUUAAAAAUAACUCACACGGAGCCUCAGAAUACGACGGUUCAAACGGAUCAGAACCACCCUGGGUCUCUUUAAGAAUGUGAGGGCUUUCCGAAUUUGAAAAUCGAGGUUUCCGGCUGUCUGUCUAUUCAUUUAGAUUAAACCGUGUAUCAUAAGAGUAGAAACAUAAUUACCAACCGAACACUAUCAGAUUAAACAUAACAACCAUUGACAGUAAUCAAUUACUUUUUCUCCAUCAGGUUCUUGAAGGUCUGAAGCUCUUGUAACCUUCUAGCAUAAUUAAAUGCCACGAAAUUCACAAAUGAUUAGGCUAUAUGUUGCCGACACAAACAAUGCCACCUCCAUUAAACUGAAUCCUCCGCUGCAAUAUGUUUUAGUAAUUAGGGCUCCGUAACUGGAUUACUCGGUAUAAGGUCUCGUUUCUCUAAAAUUAUUCAACGAUGGAAACAUAUUAUGAGUGAGCUAAUGCUACAGACAAUUUUAAUGAUAAAAUUGGAAAAUUGUUAUUAGAUUCUUUCAAAAAAUUUAGGCAUAAAAUCUAUCCACAAAUUAUCAAGUUGAGCGUUGAAUAUAACCAUUUUCCUCCCAUAUUUCAGUUUCUAAUAAUUCAAUUUCAAAAUAAUUCGUGGUGAAGGUAAAGUGUUAGAAACACAAUUAUAGCUGGUUUUCUAAUAAUACUAGUUCAAACUAUUUAGUUACCAGGUUACAUUUUAAUUGCUAUUAGUUUUUAGUCGGUGGGAGGGUUCCAGACUCAUCCAUGCAUUAUUUGUUGUCACUUUGGAAUGUGAAUAUGAGUUUAUGGUUUCAUUUAAUAGGGAAUAUGGAUACUAUUUAUCAAAACCUAAAAUAUUUAAGUUGCGUUUUUAUGGAUUCAUUUCUGCUUUUAACUAUAUAUUCAGUUGUUUAUAAUAAUCUUAAUUUAGAUGCUCCCAACAAUUAGAUGGUGGAAGCAGUCCACGAAUUUAGGUCCUUCGUUUCAGUGAAUCUUCAAUAUCUCUAUGUUUUUUUUUAUUUCUUCAGCAUUCUCCUCCCGUAAAAGCUCGUCUACACAGAGAGCGAUUUGUGAUCCUAUAAGUAUCUAUAUUCUUCCAAUGAAUUCUGAUCACAGAUCGCUCUUUGUGCGGCGGACCCUAAAUCUUUCCUAAAAACAUAAUAAGGUGCCUGAACUUACUUUCUCCAUGAUAAUUCUUUCCAUAAUAUUAGAAGGAAAUCUUCAAAUUAUUUUGAGAAUGGAAUUCUGCUUCAAAGUAGUCUUAGUUGUUCUUCAAGGUAGAUCACCAAAUAAUCGAAUCGUCAAUUAGUUUAUUUGAUGUUAUGUAACUGUGUUUUCAGACAGGACAGUUCAUGGUUAAAGUUUGAAUAAAAUUAUUGCUGAAUUGUAGCUACUAGCAUCAUGAAAUUAUAGUGCUCUAAUGAGGUUGUUUAAACAUCGGCAUUGGGGAAUCCCGUCUCUUUAUAAGACCUCAUAUAAGUUAGCAAUUCUAUGGCAUGAGUUUAGUUAUAAAUAUGUAGAUAGCUACAUAUUUAGGUGUGAGACAAAAAUCAAAACUCAUCAUUUUGGAAAGAAUCCAGAAGUGAUGUAAUUUAGAAAGAGUUUUACUCUUUACAAUUUUUACCAUUCACUAGUCAAGUGUACUCUUGCCAACACUCUCUCUUUCUCUCUCAAAAGGUAUUCGUGAAUUUCAAGUUUAUUUCCAAAUUGUGAGAAUCUAAACCUUGUUGGAAUAGAAGUGAAUGUAUAGUGCAAUAUUUCAUCUAGUAAAGAUUGUUUUAACUUCAAUAAACAGUAUUGAGAUACUGACAAUAAUUUUCUAAAUUAUAUUUUACAAAUAUAAACUAUAUAAUAAUAUGAUUAUUAUUCAACGAAAAUCCAAAUUAAAUGCUGUAAUUUCCAUCUAUAUAAUAUAGUUUUAUUUGUCACUAAUCUUUUUAGUAUGAAUUAUUUUUCAAUUACUCAACAUUAUACUUGAAUGUACGCUUGAUUCUUAGUCAUAAGAGAUACAUUUACCAACACUUACUUUUCACUAUUUUACUUAUUCAUAAUCCUUGUUUCCUUGAAGCUAUUACAUUCAGUAUCAAUAGCAGUCUUUUCUUGAUAUUAUUUAGUCUUGGAAAAUAAUUCCCUAACAUAUUGUUAUCAUUCCCCAAGUUGCUAUCUCAGAUAGCAAGUCAGAUCGUAGUUAUCUCAGAUAACUACUAACAUGCAAGUUAAACAAUAUGAUAAAUCAAUUGAGAAGGAAAUUGAUAAAUAUUUUCAAAAAUCAGAAUCGUAGUCGAAAAACUUUUUUAGAAGAUACUGGGAUGUGCUACAGUGUAUUAUUCUGUACUUUCUUUAUUCAUGUGCUUAUUCAGCUUUGUGACAUUGCUUUUCUAUAUCUUGCUCGAAAGUGUGGAAGAAGUCAAGUGAUUGGAAUUAGUGUUGAUGAGGAAGACUGCUAUAAAUUUAUAUUUUGUGAAAAAUAUUGCCUUUCAAUAGAUGAGCAUGCAUAAAUGUUAAUUAUAUAGUGCCAGUUGUAUGUUAUCAUGCAACAAGCCUUAAAAGAAUAAGGAAAUUAUCUAAUUAGUGCACAAGGAGUAUAAUGGACUCUAUUAUUAUCCCCAACUACUAUUAUAGUUUAUAGAAACACUCUAAUUUUUUGCAGAAAAUUUUUCUCAGCCAAUCGAUUAUGAUUGGCAUUAAAUUUCAUCAUUAAUGUAAUAAAGAUGUAAUUGAUUUCA
Molecule: messenger RNA, 5851 nt
Organism: Nilaparvata lugens (brown planthopper)
Lineage: Eukaryota; Metazoa; Arthropoda; Insecta; Hemiptera; Delphacidae
Gene: Osbp
Product: oxysterol-binding protein 1
Exons: 13
Coding region: 44-2308 (754 amino acids)
Cellular component (GO): cytosol; membrane; intracellular membrane-bounded organelle
Molecular function (GO): sterol binding
Source: RefSeq, a predicted model, not a curated record